GCUUUAAACGGAGGCCAUCUUCGAUUCGCCAUUGCCGAACCAGACCCACCUCUCCCUCGCUCUCUCUCUAUAUCUAUCUGUAUCUCCCCACCAUCGACUUCCAUGUUCUUCCUCUUGUAUACUCGAUCCUGUUAAAUAAAAUGAUAUUUUGAGAUACUCAUAGCUGUAAUAAAUUCUUGAAAGGGUUUAGGGUUAGUAAAAGGAUCUUCAUUCCGGAAGGACGAUUCAUCAUCCAGUUUAAGCCAGAUUUGGUUGAGAUUGUUUAUACUCCGAGGUUCAACGAAUUUCAGCAACCUUGAUUUGUGGCUGAAAAGUAGAGAUGGCAUCCAAAUCAAGACCUAGAACAAUAAGCGUGUAUCUUUACAUCCCCAACAUCAUUGGAUACAUUAGAGUUCUGAUGAAUUGCUUUGCCUUUGGGAUAUGCUUUUCCAAUAAAGAGCUUUUUUCAAUUCUCUAUUUCAUCAGCUUUGUUUGCGAUGCCUUGGAUGGUUGGUUUGCCCGCAAAUUCAAUCAAGUUUCAACCUUCGGAGCUGUUCUGGACAUGGUUACAGAUAGGAUAAGCACUGCAUGUCUUCUGGUUAUUCUCUCCCAAGUUUACAGGCCUAGCUUUGUUUUUCUGUCAUUGCUUGCACUGGAUAUUGCAAGCCAUUGGUUGCAAAUGUACAGUACUUUCUUGGUUGGCAAAUCUAAUCAUAAAGAUGUGAAAGACAGCACCAGUUGGUUAUUUAAGUUAUACUAUGGAAACAGGAUGUUUAUGGGGUACUGCUGUAUAGCUUGUGAGGUUCUUUACAUAACUUUGUUUCUUCUUGCAAAGGAAAAUGAAAAGAUGAUCGAUGUUUUGAUGGGUGCUGCACAACAAAGUAUAAUAUAUUCUGCAUUACUUGCUUUGCUUCUCUUUGGAUGGGCAAUCAAGCAAUUAGUCAAUAUUAUACAGAUGAAGACAGCAGCAGAUUUAUGUGUGCUAUACGACCUCAACAAAAAGCACAAGGCGUAGCGAUUGAAGCAGAUCUCGAUGACUAUUUGAUUAGGUUUGAUGUCGAGGAGGAACUUAUAUAUCUUUCUUAGAAGUUGCUCAAAUUGUUCUACUAUUCGAAAAUACUGAUAAAAUAGCAGAAGAGAAUCUUUAAGGCCUUGUGUAUACUCACUCUCACUGACUGCCCUCUUGUAGUUCAUAACUCCCUUUACUUUUUAAACUGUUACUUCCUGUUUUCUUACAAGAGGAGAGGAGAGGAGA
Messenger RNA from Cynara cardunculus var. scolymus (artichoke), 1234 nucleotides. Its product is annotated as probable CDP-diacylglycerol--inositol 3-phosphatidyltransferase 2. Gene Ontology annotation, biological process: phosphatidylinositol biosynthetic process. Gene Ontology annotation, molecular function: CDP-diacylglycerol-inositol 3-phosphatidyltransferase activity. The transcript is spliced from 11 exons. The coding region runs from base 320 to 994 and encodes 224 amino acids. NCBI's taxonomy places the organism in Eukaryota, Viridiplantae, Streptophyta, Magnoliopsida, Asterales, Asteraceae. The record is from RefSeq and is a predicted model, not a curated record. Gene Ontology annotation, cellular component: Golgi apparatus; membrane.